AUGCCUGUUGCUAAAAUUGGAAAAAGAAUCGAAGUUAGGGAAAACCCUGUUGAAUAUUCAGGGGAUGAUUAUAGAGAAAAGAAAGGUGCAAAUGAAGUGAUUACUUUGAGAUCAAUGGAUUCCUCUUCCGAUGAAGAAUCUUUACUGUCUAAAAAUCCCUUUUUAGAUCCUAAAGUUGUAGAAUAUUAUCGUCAAGUUUAUUCGGCUGCUCAUUAUGAAAGUUAUGAAGCUUUUGAUCCAAACUUUACAUGGACUCAAGAAGAAGAAAAUAAAUUACUUAGAAAAUUAAACAUAAGAGUCGCCUUGGCUGCCUGUGUUUUAUUCGUUAGUUUACAAGUUGAUAGAGGUAAUUUAGCUCAAGCUGUCACUGACAAUAUGCUUCCAGAGCUUGGAUUAACUACUGAUAACUAUAAUACUGGAAAUACUAUAGCCUUGGUUACAUUCUUAUUAGCUGAAGUGCCAUCCCAAUUGAUUUCUAAGAGACUUGGUCCCGAUAUUUUCAUUCCUAUUCAAAUUGUUAUUUGGAGUAUUGUUGCUACUUCACAAGCAGCUUUAAAAGGAAAGGCUUCUUUCUAUGCUACUAGAGGUAUCAUUGGUGCUUUACAAGGUGGUUUUAUUGCCGAUUUAGUAUUAUGGUUGAGUUACUUCUUUACCAGUAAGGAGUUAUCUACCAGAUUAUCUUGGUUUUGGACUACAUUGUCUCUCGUCACUAUUUUCACAUCUAUUUUGGCAUUCGGUAUAUUACGAUUAGGUGGUAAAGGUGGGUUAUCAGGUUGGAGAUGGUUGUUUUUGAUCGAGGGUCUUUUCACUUUUGUUAUUGGUGUUUUAUCAUUUUAUCUUAUGGUUCCAUCUGCUGUUCAAACUAAGAAUAAAUUGCAUCCAAAAGGUUGGUUCACCGACAGAGAAGUGAAGAUUGUCGUUAAUCGUGUUUUGAGAGAUGAUCCUAGUAAGGGAACUAUGCACAACCGUCAAGCUUUAGGUUUCAAAAUGAUCUUUAAGAGUUUAAUGGAUUAUGAUCUUUGGCCUAUUUAUGCUAUUGGUCUUCUUGCCUAUAUUGGUCAAGGUACAUUUACUGCUUAUUUUGGUCUUUUAAAUAAGCAAUUAGGUUUCAAUACUUUCACUACCAAUAUUUUGACCGUUCCAACUAAUGUUAUUCAUAUCAUUCUAUUGUUAUUUAUCACUUGGUUAUCAGAAUUCCUUAAUGAAAGAUCUUUAACUUGUACACUUGCUCCAAUUUACACAGUACCAAUAAUUGCUGCUAUUAGAUGGUGGCCAGGCUCUGGUAAGGAAAAAUGGACAUCAUAUGUCUUGAAUACUUUAUACUUAGGUCAGCCAUAUAUUCAUGCAAUUUGUGUUUCUUGGGCAUCACGUAACUCAAAUUCUGUUAGAACUAGAUCUAUUAGUUCAGCUGUUUACAAUAUGUUUUGCCAACUUGGUAAUGUUGCAGCAGCUAAUAUCUAUAGAACGGAUGAUUUACCACUUUAUCAUAGAGGAAAUAUGCAAUUGGUUUUUAUUGGAGCUGCAUUAAUCCCAUUGUUAAUUUUAACCAAGAUUUAUUACGUUUGGAGAAAUAAUAAGAGAGACAAGCUUUGGAAUGCUUUGUCUCCAGAAGAAAGAGAAGAUUAUAUUACAAACACCAAUGAUGAAGGUAAUAAAAGGUUGGAUUUCAGAUUCGAUCAUUGA
Scheffersomyces coipomensis is the source of this 1683-nucleotide messenger RNA. RefSeq names its product major facilitator superfamily domain-containing protein. Lineage: Eukaryota; Fungi; Ascomycota; Pichiomycetes; Serinales; Debaryomycetaceae. The transcript has a single exon. Gene Ontology annotation, biological process: transmembrane transport. The coding region runs from base 1 to 1683 and encodes 560 amino acids. The record is from RefSeq and is a predicted model, not a curated record. Gene Ontology annotation, cellular component: membrane. Gene Ontology annotation, molecular function: transmembrane transporter activity.